Oryza sativa Japonica Group (Japanese rice) is the source of this 3095-nucleotide messenger RNA. RefSeq names its product serine/threonine receptor-like kinase NFP. Gene Ontology annotation, biological process: protein phosphorylation. NCBI's taxonomy places the organism in Eukaryota, Viridiplantae, Streptophyta, Magnoliopsida, Poales, Poaceae. Gene Ontology annotation, molecular function: protein kinase activity; ATP binding. The record is from RefSeq and is a predicted model, not a curated record.
GUAGGAUGCUAAUAUCUAGAUAACGUAGAGUUUAUAUCUGACUAUAUAUCUUUGUACAUGCCCUUAUUCCGCUCCGGCUGCAACAUCAUUACCUUCCUUACAUAAUCCAUAUUUCUUUCUGUUGAUAACGAUGCCCUUGUGUUGUUAUCUGACGGGAAAACCUCCAAUCAGAUGGCUGAUGGCGGCAGACCGGUUCCGUUGUUCCGGCUGCAAAACGGCCGCUCAUGAAAGCUCCGUUCACAAGAUACAAGCAGGCCGACGCCCUCACAAUAAUUUUCUGAUCAAAUGAUGCGUACUAUUGUGAACUAAUCUAAUCAGGCGUGAUGCAGACACAGAAGGAAUGGCAUCUGAGCCGCGAGGAGGGACUUUCACGACCGAAUCAAAAGCAGCAGAGCCGCGACAACAGACGCACCGGCGUUUGACCCGAACAAAAACCCCACGCUGCACGUUAACUCCACUGAAAAACCGAGCUCUCUCACUCCUCACAACUAGUACGUUCACAAGCACCGUGACAGCCAGCUCCAAAUGGAACACAAGGGUUUGUGCAUCCUCGCCGUCGUCAUCGCCUUCCAGCUCGCCGGCGGGGAGGCCGUCACCGAUGCCACUGCCCGGGCACGUCGCUUCGCCUGUAACGUGUCGGCGCCGUGCGACACGUUCGUCGUGUACCGGACGCAGUCGCCGGGGUUCCUCGACCUCGGCAACAUCUCGGACCUGUUCGGCGUGAGCCGGGCGCUGAUCGCCAGCGCCAACAAGCUGACCACCGAGGACGGGGUGCUCCUGCCGGGGCAGCCGCUGCUCGUGCCGGUCAAGUGCGGCUGCACGGGCGCGCGCUCCUUCGCCAACGUCACGUACCCCAUCCGGCCUCGCGACACCUUCUUCGGGCUCGCCGUCACCGCGUUCGAGAACCUCACCGACUUCGUCCUCGUCGAGGAGCUCAACCCGGCGGCGGAGGCGACCAGGCUGGAGCCGUGGCAGGAGGUCGUCGUGCCGCUCUUCUGCCGGUGCCCGACGCGGGAGGAGCUCAGCGCCGGGUCACGGCUCCUCGUCACCUACGUGUGGCAGCCCGGGGACGACGUGUCCGUGGUGAGCGCGCUGAUGAACGCCUCCGCUGCCAACAUCGCCGCGUCGAACGGCGUCGCGGGCAACUCCACCUUCGCGACGGGGCAGCCCGUGCUGAUCCCGGUGUCGCAGCCGCCGCGUUUUCCUCCGCUGACCUACGGUGCCAUCGCCGCCGAUCCCGGAGCGGGCAAGCACCGCCACGGCAUCAUCGUGGCGACGAGCAUCGCGGGGUCUUUCGUCGCGUGCGCCGUGCUGUGCACGGCGAUCUUGGCGUACCGGAGGUACCGCAAGAAGGCGCCGGUGCCAAAGCACGUCAGCCCGAAGCUUUCUUGGACCAAGAGCCUGAACAGAUUCGACAGCAAUAGCUCCAUUGCUCGCAUGAUCAAUGGAGGGGACAAGCUGCUCACCAGCGUGUCGCAGUUCAUCGACAAACCGAUCAUCUUUAGAGAGGAGGAAAUCAUGGAAGCGACGAUGAACUUGGACGAACAGUGCAAGCUCGGCAGCUCGUAUUACCGCGCGAACCUUGAAAGGGAGGUGUUCGCGGUGAAGCCGGCGAAAGGCAACGUUGCCGGGGAGCUGAGGAUGAUGCAGAUGGUGAACCACGCCAACCUGACCAAGCUGGCCGGCAUAUCCAUCGGCGCGGACGGCGACUACGCCUUCCUCGUGUACGAGUUCGCCGAGAAGGGCUCGCUUGACAAGUGGCUGUACCAGAAGCCGCCGUGCUCGCAGCCGUCGUCGAGCUCCGUGGCAACUCUGUCGUGGGACCAGAGGCUGGGCAUCGCGCUGGACGUCGCGAACGGCUUGCUCUACCUGCACGAGCACACGCAGCCGAGCAUGGUGCACGGCGACGUCCGUGCCCGGAACAUCCUCCUCACCGCGGGCUUCAGGGCGAAGCUGUCCAACUUCUCCCUGGCCAAGCCGGCCGCCAUGGUCGACGCGGCGGCGACGAGCAGCGACGUGUUCGCGUUCGGGCUGCUCCUCCUCGAGCUCCUCUCCGGGAGGAGGGCGGUGGAGGCGCGCGUCGGGGUGGAGAUCGGCAUGCUGCGGACGGAGAUCCGCACCGUGCUGGACGCCGGCGGGGACAAGAGGGCGGCGAAGCUGAGGAAGUGGAUGGACCCGACCCUCGGCGGUGAGUACGGCGUGGACGCGGCGCUCAGCUUGGCCGGCAUGGCGAGGGCGUGCACCGAGGAGGACGCGGCGCGGCGGCCCAAGAUGGCCGAGAUCGCGUUCAGCCUCUCGGUGCUCGGACAGCCGCUGUCCGUCUCCGACGCGUUCGAGAGGCUAUGGCAGCCCAGCUCGGAGGACAGCAUCGGGAUUGGGAACGAGGUGGCAGCUAGAUAGAUCAAAACACAGCAAUGGGUAUGUAUAACACUGUUGGGUAGUGUUUGGUUGCAAGGUUUGGGAUGGAAUGCGAUGGGACGAACCCACUUUUAAAUAGGUUUGGUUUAGGGGUGAGCGGGAUGGGUUGGUCCCUAAAUAGAAUAACUCUUAAAUCCGGGACCAACCGAUCCGGCAAAAUCGAGCGGACGAACUCGUCCCACCUGAGAUGGGCGCACGGCAUGAGUCCCGUUGCUACUUUGCUCCUCGCAUCAGUCACCUGGGGAUGCUCGACGAGAGCACGUCGGGCUCGAGCGACAGCAGGCGGCUCAGUGACGGCGGCAGUGAAGUUUGGCGGUAGGGAGGGCGGCGGCGGUGGAUCCGAAGGCCGGGGACUCGGCAGCGGCGGCAGAUCCGGAGGCAAAGCACGACUAGCCAUAGCACGCAGAAAUAAAGGAGACCCAAUAAGGGGCUCAAUCGCGGACCAGUAAGACCCAUGAACCAGCUAGACCAAAAGACAAUGCCCUUACAUAUAUCCCUGUCACGAGGACAAUUAUGUAAAAUCAUUAGCACACCAAAAUUUAAAGGUUGUAAACCUAUAAAUAGAUCUCAAAUAAUGUGUAAUAGGAGAUCCAAUUUUAGAGAGAAACUAAUAUACUAUUUAUUAUUUUCCUUUCCACUUAAAAUGAAGCUUGACUUUGGUACAAGCGUUUGUCCUU